AUGGAGCAGGUCGCCCCGAUGCCGCAGCUCGGCGGCACGUACGCGCUGGCCGCCUCGCACAACACCAACGCCUGCAUGCUGGCGCUGGGCAUCGGUCUGCUGACGCGGCUGGUGGCCCGCUCCGCCCAGCCCACCAUCGCCGUGUCCGUCGUCGGCGACCACUGGCGCUUCGACCAGGCGAUGGCCGCACGCUCCACCGUGCGCGAGUUCGACCUGGGCGUGCCGCACCGCUUCCGCCGCGCCGUCGACGGCAAGGAGGUGCGCAGCGUGGUCACCCGCCAGGGCGCUGUGCUCACCGAGCGGGCCGUGCAGAACGGCCGUACCACCGAGAUCAUCCGCGAGUUCGCCGACGACCAGCUCCGCAUCACCAUGCGGAUCAGCGACACAGAACUGCGCACCCUUCGGGGGAUUUCUGCCAAAUGA
Molecule: messenger RNA, 423 nt
Organism: Pollicipes pollicipes
Lineage: Eukaryota; Metazoa; Arthropoda; Thecostraca; Pollicipedomorpha; Pollicipedidae
Product: fatty acid-binding protein-like
Exons: 2
Coding region: 1-423 (140 amino acids)
Molecular function (GO): lipid binding
Source: RefSeq, a predicted model, not a curated record